Messenger RNA from Suillus clintonianus, 1467 nucleotides. RefSeq lists its product as uncharacterized. NCBI's taxonomy places the organism in Eukaryota, Fungi, Basidiomycota, Agaricomycetes, Boletales, Suillaceae. The coding region runs from base 1 to 1467 and encodes 488 amino acids. The transcript is spliced from 6 exons. The record is from RefSeq and is a predicted model, not a curated record.
AUGAGCCACAACCAAUAUCCUCAGCAAUCCCAAAACCAUCACUGGCAACAACUCCAGCAGAACAUGCAGAACGGUCACCACAUGGCCCAGCAGAACCAGCCAAAUGUUAACGUGCCAGCUCCUUCGAACGUGAACCCAGCUCAGCACGCGUUCCCCAAUUCCACUUUCGAUAUCGCGUCUGUCGUUCCACAGCAGCUCAUGCAGGACUUUCUUCGCCUCACAAUUCCAGUCGGCCAGUCACCUAAUGACGAUUCAAUCCUCGCUCAAGCUCUUUUUGACUGCAAGCAGUCCGGGAGGACAUACAGACAGGCUCUGGAAGGGUUACAUGGUGUCAAUAAUCACGCUGCAAACCUUUGGAAAGACUAUUACCUUGACCACCACGACCGUUUCGAUGUCCUCGUCGCCCGUCUGGCGGAAAAAAGCCAAACAUCAAAAGUAGUCAAAAAACCUUUUGCUUCCACCACCGCAUCUACUUCCGUGGCAAAGUCUGCUUCUCCUCUACGCGAUCGCGAGCGUGACUCGCGAAAACGACAACCUUCCCCUUCCCCACCACUCCGACAAAGUCGACCACCCAAACGCUCAACACCAACCGCCAUCAGCACAACCCCCUCCCUCGGCUACCGUCCUCCAAAACGCCCCCGAGCAACCCUCAACUCCCUCUCCGCGCCCCUCCUCCCGACAAACCUUCCCGCCAAUCUUAUGCCGCUUCAGGCGGACAUUACAUUGCCCCCUCCACCAUCACGAAGCCCUACGCCCCCGACAAGAAUCGAAGCUGGGACAAAUGGAAAUAAGUAUACCGAAGAGGAUCGCGCGUAUUUCUUAAAUUUUAUUGGUUGGAGGUUAAGUCAGGACGCGAGCCUGACGAAGAAGGAGCUGUGUGCGAUGUUGCAUGAAAAGGCCCCACAUCAUAGCGCGCCCUCCUGGGCAUCUCACUGGCAUGCCAGACACGACAUCGCAGACAAGAUCCUGUACUCCUUCCAGGGCGAUGAUGACGAUGACGAUGACGAUGAAGAAGAAGAAGAGGAUGAAGAAGAGGAAAACUCAGACUCCCCAAACACGCCCACCGAUGAAGUUGAAGACUCAGAAACUGAAGUCAUUCCGGACAUGGGAGCAAUUGGCGGCUCGUUCACGCCUGCGGAUUGGAGGAUCAUAGCCAGGUAUGUUGCGCGCACGCCGGGGUGGAACGACAUGGUAAGUCGAGAACGGUGGGAGGGAUUUCUUGAAAGGUUCCCGGAUAGCGAAAGAUCAGACAAAUCGUGGGCUGAGUUCUACAGAAGGAACGAAGAUGCCAUCAUGACCCUGGCAGCCCACUACAAAGGUACAAAGUGGUCGAGCAAUAGUAGUAUGAAAAUGCAACAAGGACGGCCGAGUUGGGCGCGCAAUCGGGGACGGCAAAGCACAGAGGGAACAGAGGAGAAAGGAUCGGAUGAAGAUGGCGAUUAUGAAACAGACGAUGGUGAACGAUAG